CUCGUUGCGACUGCUGAUUGACUUGUUGGAACCCGAUCACUCACCAGUCAUAUUCGUACUCAUUUUCUCAACAGCCCUCAGGGUCACAGUUCCAGUCACGAUGCAUACCAGUGGCCUGCAAAUUCUCGCUACGGCGUUGACUGCUGUUGGUGUAAAUGGCCACACUCUUUGGUCCCGGCAGGACGCCGACUACCAAGCCCUUGUCUCAUCACUUUCGAGCACCGCCAAGGUGUUCUAUAAGGGAUCUGAUGACUUCAACAAUAGCACGACGCGGUGGUCAAAUUUGGAGAUGCCAACGGUGAACGUGGUCGUGAGGCCUACCACUGAAAACGAUGUUGUCGAGACGGUCAAGUUUGCCAACAAGAAAGGCCUCCCCUUCCUGGCCACAAACAGUGCCCAUGGAGCCAUCACCACACUGGGCAAGAUGAAGAGCGGCAUCCUGUUAUCCCUCGAUGAGCUCACGGGUGUGGAAAUUGCCGCAGAUGGCCAGACGGUGACAGUGGCCGGCGGAACCAAGUCGCAUGUUCUCUCUCACGCGCUUUGGGAUGCUGGCAAGCAGGCAGUCACUGGUGCAUGUGAAUGUGUCUCGUAUCUCGGACCCGGCCUUGGUGGUGGCCACGGAUUCCUCCAGGGCCGCCACGGGCUGAUUGGCGACCAGUUCCGUUCCAUGAACGUUGUGCUCGCCAACGGCACACUCGUGACGAUCAACGAGACCGCGACCCCGGACCUGUGGUGGGCCAUGAACGGCGCGGGCCACAACUUUGGAAUUGUCACCAGCGUCACGUCCCAGAUCUACGAUGUCGAACAUCAAGACUGGGCGCUAGAGCUGAUGAACUUCAGCGGCGACUUGGUGGAGGAAUUGUACGAGGUGACGAACAACGAGAUAUUGAAGAACGGGACACAGCCGGUGGAUUUGAUCAACUGGAGUUACUGGAUGAUGAGCCCGGAUCUUGAUGCCGAGAAACCCAUUGUUCAAAUCCUCCUCAUGCAAGAAGGUGUCACCGCGGUCGAUCCAGCCUAUACCGCCCCAUUCCACGCCCUCGGGCCCCUCUCCAACUCGUCGGAAUCUGGCGUAUACACCGACCUCGCCAAGUUCGUCGGCGUCAGGACCACCGACGGCCCGUGCCAAAAUACCGGCGCCAACAACCCGCGCUUCCCCAUCUACCUCGAGACCUACAACACCACCGCCCAGAAGCUCGCCUUUGAUUUCUUCGCCAACAGCAUUGUGACCAACUCGGCGCUCAGUACCUCAUUGGUCACCUUUGAUGACUAUUCCAUGGAAGGGGUCAAGGCCAAGGCAGAUGAUUCGAGUGCGUAUGCGCACCGCGCUCAGAAUGUGUUGGUCGGGCCGUUGUUGCAGUACAUGCCCGGGGACGCGGCGCUGGACGAGGAGGUUGCGAGGCUAGGGAACGAGUUCCGCCAGAUUCUCCACGAAGGCACAGGACGUGAUUUUGUCCCCGUGUAUCUGAACUAUGCGUUUGGAAAUGAGGGGCCGGAGCAGUGGUAUGGGCAUGAGGAGUGGCGGAUGACUCGCCUGCAGGAAGUGAAGGCGGCGUAUGAUCCCAAUGGCUUGUUUAGCUUUUAUGGACCUAUUGCUUAGGUGAUUUGAGGUGGGGGGAAUGUUAGAUUAUGCAUAG
Colletotrichum destructivum is the source of this 1637-nucleotide messenger RNA. Its product is annotated as Putative berberine/berberine, FAD-binding domain, PCMH-type, FAD-binding, type PCMH, subdomain 2. The coding region runs from base 101 to 1600 and encodes 499 amino acids. The record is from RefSeq and is a predicted model, not a curated record. The transcript has 4 exons. NCBI's taxonomy places the organism in Eukaryota, Fungi, Ascomycota, Sordariomycetes, Glomerellales, Glomerellaceae. Gene Ontology annotation, molecular function: oxidoreductase activity; FAD binding.